UCAUCUCCCGCCAGCUCACUCACCAUGCCUGAACCAACAAAGAUCGCUAUUCCGGUACCCUCAGAGGACCCCACGAAGAAGGCAAAAGAGACUGCCAAAAAUGACCUCAAGUCCAAACCCGGUGCGAAGGAGGAGAAUGAACUCUCGGAGGAGGACCUUCAGCUGCGGAAUGAGCUGGAAAUGCUUGUAGAACGGUUAAAGGAAUCAAACACAAGCCUUUAUCGACCAGCGCUCGAAACUCUUCGAACUCUGAUCAGGACCUCUACUUCGUCCAUGACGUCUGUGCCUAAACCGCUGAAGUUCCUUCGACCACACUACCCGGAACUACAGACUCUGUACGAGACCUGGCCUGCCUCCGAAGACAAGAGUCUUUUUGCAGACAUACUCUCCGUUCUCGCAAUGACCUACUCCGAUACUCAACCGCGUGGCACCCUCCGCUACCGUCUUCUCGCAGCUUCCCUCCGCCCCUCCACAUCUCCUCUCUCCGACCCAGGUGAAUGGGGACACGAAUACGUCCGCCAUCUUGCUGCAGAACUCGGCGAAGAGUUUACUCUUCGUGAGACGGGCGAAAUCGAGGUCAUUUCCGCUCCCGCACCGGACGCCACACCUGCCGAUGCGGCCAAACCGGACGGUGCGGCUGACGGGACGGAGAAAGACGUCGAGGCAGCACGUCAGGAACCUUUGAAAGUUGGCACACUGGACGACCUGAGAAGUCUCGCGGUGGAUUGCGCAAAGUUCUUAUUGGGUCAUAAUGCUGAACCAGACGCUGUGGAUCUGCUGGAGGAGAUGGAAAUUGUGGAUAGGCUUGUGGAACUCGUCGAUGAGAACACAUUUGCACGAGUCUGUGCUUACAUGAUUGCCUGUGUCAACCUACUCCCGCCACCAGACGACCUCGCGUUCCUCAAGACAGCACACAAUAUCUAUGAACGGCACCACAGAUUCCCUCAAGCACUCGCUCUUGCCAUCCGACUCAACGACCCUGAGCUCAUCCGCAAAGAUUUCAGCGCUCCUGGCAACCCUCUCAUGAAACGUCAACUAGCAUACAUACUCGCCCGAGCACAAACACCACUCGAGUGGCUUCAGGACUCUUCUGGUGACGAUGAGGAGCCUGAAGAACUCCCAGAAGAUUUGCUCAACUGCUUGUACAACACAAACUUGAGCGAACACUUCAAGGAGUUUGGGAAGGAGGUCGGCGUUGAGGAUGCAAAGAGUCUUGAAGAUGUUUACAAGAGCCACUUGGAGAACACUCGCUCAUCAACAGCGAAUGUCGACUCUGCUCGUGGUAACUUGGCUGGAACAUUCGUCAACGCCUUUGUCAACGCCGGAUUUGGCAACGACAAGCUAAUGGUGGAAGCAGACGAGGGAAACAGCUGGAUCUACAAGAACAAGGAUCACGGUAUGAUGUCUGCCGCCGCCAGCCUUGGUCUUUCUCUGCUCUGGGAUACCGAUCUCGGUCUUUCACACGUCGAUAAGUACACGUAUUCCUCAGAAGAGUACAUCAAAGCUGGCGCCCUCCUUGCCACAGGCAUCCUCAACACCUCCAUCCGAUCCGAGAACGAUACCGCCAAGGCUCUUCUGGGCGAGUACGUCGAGAACAAGUCCGUACCUCUCAAGACGGGAGCCAUCGUCGGUCUUGGGUUGGCCUACGCAGGGUCACAUCGGAGGGAUCUAGCGGAACUAUUGCUGCCGCUUGUGGCGGAUGAUGCGAUAGGCAUGGAGAUCGCGAGUUUGUCUGCGUUGGCGAUUGGCUUCAUUUUUGUGGGAAGUGAGGACGGAGAGGCGAGCAGCACGAUUUUGCAGACGUUGAUGGAGAGGGAGGACAAGCAGUUGGAGGAGAAGUGGGCACGAUUUAUGGGUCUGGGUCUGGCGCUUCUUUAUUUGGGUCAACAGGCAACCGAUUCUUACGAUGCGACGGUUGAGACGCUCAAGGCGAUUCCACACCAGGUAUCGAAGCAGAUCCAGAUUCUUGUCGAGAUGUGCGCCUUCGCUGGCACGGGCAACGUCCUCAAAGUCCAGUCCAUGCUGCACUACUGCGACGAGCACAUAGGUUCGUCAAGCGAGAAGGAGAAAGAGAAGGAUAAGGAGGAUGGCCAGGCCGAGGGCGAGAAGGAAGAGGAUGUGAAGGUCGACGACACCUUCCAAGCCUUCGCUGUUCUGGGCAUCGCACUGGUGGCGAUGGGUGAGGAUAUUGGUUCUGAAAUGUCACUCAGACAAUUCAACCAUCUUAUGCACUACGGCGAGCCCGUCAUCCGCAAAACCGUCCCUCUAGCUCUCGGCCUCGUCAGCGCUUCAAACCCACAACUUCCCAUCCUCGACACACUCUCCAAAUACUCCCACGACAAUGACCUCCAAGUCGCUCUCAACGCCAUCUUCGCCAUGGGUCUCGUCGGCGCAGGUACCAAUAAUGCUCGUCUCGCGCAGAUGCUCAGGCAAUUGGCCGGAUACUACCACAAGGAACCAGAUUGUCUGUUCGUUGUGAGAAUUGCGCAGGGGCUGGUGCAUAUGGGCAAGGGAACGAUCGGGAUCAAUCCGUUCUUCUUGGAUAGGUCGGUCAUGAGCAGAACGGCUGUGGCGGGUAUACUGGCUACGUUGACGGCGUUCACGGACGCGAAAGCCUUUGUGCUGGAUAAGUACCAUUGGAUGUUGUACUUCUUGACAACGGCCAUGUACCCUCGCUUCCUCAUCACUGUCGACGAGGACCUGCAAAGCAAGCCGGUCACCGUCCGUGUCGGCCAGGCUGUCGACGUUGUCGGGCAAGCCGGCAAGCCACGCACGAUCUCAGGCUUCCAGACACAUCAAACACCGGUGCGACUGGCAACCACGGAGAGGGCAGAGCUCGCCACAGAAGAGUUUAUCCCCUUCGCGUCCGUGCUCGAGGGCUUUGUUAUCUUGCAAAAGAACCCUGGGUGGGAGGAGGACAAGAUGGACAUUUAGACGGUUCUUGUCGGACGUUUGGUGAUGCCAUGUCCGUGAGCGGUGUUUUGUUGGCGGUCGUUGUCGAUGUUUUUUGUACUGUGGGAAGUUAUCAUAAAAUAAUGAGCUUUGUUUUUUCAUCUGUCC
Messenger RNA from Stereum hirsutum FP-91666 SS1, 3060 nucleotides. RefSeq names its product 26S proteasome regulatory complex non-ATPase subcomplex Rpn1 subunit. Gene Ontology annotation, cellular component: proteasome storage granule; nucleus; proteasome complex. Gene Ontology annotation, molecular function: enzyme regulator activity. NCBI's taxonomy places the organism in Eukaryota, Fungi, Basidiomycota, Agaricomycetes, Russulales, Stereaceae. The transcript is spliced from 12 exons. Bases 25 to 2934 code for a protein of 969 amino acids. Gene Ontology annotation, biological process: proteasome-mediated ubiquitin-dependent protein catabolic process; regulation of protein catabolic process. The record is from RefSeq and is a predicted model, not a curated record.